Necator americanus (New World hookworm) is the source of this 1365-nucleotide messenger RNA. RefSeq lists its product as uncharacterized. The transcript is spliced from 12 exons. The record is from RefSeq and is a predicted model, not a curated record. Gene Ontology annotation, molecular function: ATP binding; protein tyrosine kinase activity. Gene Ontology annotation, biological process: protein phosphorylation. NCBI's taxonomy places the organism in Eukaryota, Metazoa, Nematoda, Chromadorea, Rhabditida, Ancylostomatidae. The coding region runs from base 1 to 1365 and encodes 454 amino acids.
AUGCAAGAAGACACUAAUUUACCGUAUUUUCAUGGAGCGCUUAUGGAUCAAGAUGCAGAUAACUUGCUACAGAAUGAAGGGGAUUUCCUGAUUCAGUCGCGGCAUACAUCAACUGCAGUCCGUCAACGUUUGGUUAUAGCAAUUCGUACAAAAGAUGCCAUAAAACGAAUUGACCUCCGAAGAGGAGAUAGUGGAAUCCGUUUAGGGGGAAAGACAUUUCCAAGCUUGAAAAAGUUGGUAGAACACUACUCUAAAGAGCCUAUAGUGUUACAAGGAGGAGAAGAACUACUACUCAAAAAAGCUGUUCCAAAAGGAAAAUAUCAACUUGUUCAUAGUGACGUUAGACUUCUUAAAAAGAUUGGUUCCGGUGCUUACGGCACGGUAUAUCGUGGACAGUUGAUCCGCGACAACAACCGAGUGAUUGCCGUCAAGAGGAUCGACUCAGAAGGGACAGAUGAUCAGGCGUUGGCUGAAAUGAUGAAAGAGGCAAGGGUUAUGCAGCUUAAUGACCACAAGCACAUUGUAAGAUUCUUCGGCUUUAUUGUCGAUCGUAUGCCAUACUUGCUCGUUAUGGAGUACUGCGAUGGAGGUUCAGUAGAAGAUAAGCUUCGAGCUCAUCCGAAGAAAAUCAGCAUACCGCGACGAAUAGAUAUGUCCACCCAAGGAUCAUACGGACUAGAAUACCUCCAUUCAAGAGAUUGUAUUCAUCGUGAUAUUGCAACCAGAAACUGUUUGAUCGACAAAGGGAUAGUAAAACUUGCCGAUUUCGGGAUGUGUCGUGCUACUACGGUCUACAAGAUUGAUCUUUCAAAGCCUUUGAAUGUACGUUGGCUGGCCCCUGAAGUAUGGAGGAACGGUGAGACACGCUAUAACACAGACAUCUAUGCUUAUGGUGUGUUGUUGUGGGAAAUGUUUGAGAUACCCUACAAUUCUCCCUACGCGGAAUGGAAAGCCUACACUGUAAAGCAAAAAGUGAUGGCUGGUUAUCGUAUGCCUCCUCCUCCAGCUAUGCCUGAAGAAAUGGUGGUGAUAAUGGAACUUGCAUGGAACCACGAUCCGGAAAAGAGGCCCGAUGCGGCAAAUCUUCGCAAGCUUCUCGAAGAAGUGAACAAAAAAUACGGUAGUGCCGAAGAAGAAAAACAGAAAAAAAACGCUCAACAUCCUCGUCAAUAUCCAGCGAAAAUGUUUGCAUGUCAAUUUGCCUUCUUCCUGUUCUUAGAGCUAAAUCAAGUUCGUAUCUGUGUCUACGUAUUACUGCAACACGUCAAGUGCUUCAAUGAAAGUUUUGAAGAAGUCGUGGCCAUUCUCAGCAUGAAGGAAACCUCCACAAUUCGAAGAGCUUUCGUACAUCUCAUUCAUGUCUAA